AUAAAAGGAAUCUUACCUUAUUAUAAUGUUUUUCAUUUUAUUCUAAAUAUUUUUUAUUAUUAUUUGUUCUCCACCAUGAAAAGCCUAAAAUCAUGUUGAAGACCAAUAUCUGUUCCUGUCUUGUUCUUGCAACACUUUUAUUUUGGCCCUUAUAACUAUUUUCUUCUACUCAAAGGGGCAUGCAUGCUAGCUUUUCCAGCUUCCUUUGUUUUCUCAGGCAUGAAUUUGUUCCAAGGGGCUCGGAUUAUUAUAACCAAAACAGAUCAGUAGUUGCAGUAUCUUCUUGUUGAGUUUUGCAAAAUUGUGCUUCCAUUUUGGAUUGUUUUCCCCGAAAGUUAGGAUAUUUUGUUCUAGUUGGAUCCUAUUAGCUCUAUUUUGUAUCAGAAGAUGCCUCCUACAUACUUUCCUCUUCGCUGGGAGAGCACUGGAGACCAAUGGUGGUAUGCUUCUCCUAUUGAUUGGGCAGCUGCUAACGGCCACUAUGACUUGGUUAGGGAGCUUCUUCGCAUUGACAGCAAUCACCUUAUCAACCUCACCUCUCUCAGGCGAAUUCGCCGCCUUGAGACUGUGUGGGAUGAUGAAGCACAGUUUGAUGAUGUUGCCAAAUGUCGUUCCAAGGUUGCUAGGAAACUGUUUCUUGAGCGUAAAUCCAAGAGUGGAAAGAAUUCUCUGAUUAGAGCUGGUUAUGGUGGAUGGCUUAUAUACACUGCUGCCUCGGCUGGGGACUUGGGCUUUGUUCAAGAACUUCUAGAAAGGAACCCACUCCUUGUUUUCGGAGAAGGGGAAUAUGGUGUUACUGAUAUACUUUAUGCUGCAGCCAGGAGUAAAAACUGUGGUGUUUUCAGGCUAGUCUAUGAUUUCGCUGUAUCUCCGCGGUUUUUGACAGCAAAAGGUGGAGAGUUUGAGGAGAACAUUGGGGAUAUUCCUUCUGUUUACAGGUGGGAGAUGAAGAAUAGAGCCCUUCAUGCUGCUGCUAGAGGAGGAAAUUUGAAGAUCUUGAAGGAGCUUCUCGGUGAUUGCACCGAUGUUCUGGCUUUUAGAGAUAAGCAGGGCUCAACUAUCUUACAUGCAGCUGCUGGUAGAGGCCAGGUUGAGAUAGUGAAAGAUAUUAUAGCAUCAUUUGAUGUCAUCAACUCCACAGACCAUCAAGGCAACACAGCAUUGCAUGUUGCAGCCUACAGAGGCCAACUAGAUGUGGUUGAAGCACUGAUUUUUGCAUCUCCACCUCUGAUCUCCUUAAGAAACAGUGCCGGAGAAACUUUUCUCCACACAGCAGUCUCUGGUUUCCAAACUCCUGCUUUUAGAAGAUUAGACCGACAGGUUAAGCUCAUGAAGCAGUUGGCUUGUGGGACAAUUUCCAACAUUGAAGACAUCAUCAAUACCAAAAGCAAUGAUGGAAGAACUGCUCUUCACAUGGCCAUCAUUGGGAAUGUUCAUUCUGAACUGGUGCAACUCUUGAUGUCUGCUCCAUCGAUUAAUAUAAACAUGCGUGAUAAUGAUGGCAUGACUCCACUUGAUCUCCUCAAGCAACGACCACAUUCUGCUUCAUCAGAUAUACUAAUCAGACAUUUGAUUUCAGCUGGGGGAAUAUUUGGAAGCCAGGAUUAUUCUGCACGAAGAGCCAUUGCCACCCACUUAAGGAUGCUAGGGAAUGGAAGCAGUCCCGGAACUUCAUUUAGAAUCUCUGACACAGAAAUAUUCUUGUAUACAGGCAUUGAUAUUGAUGGCAAUGUUGCUGAUCCAGGUAGUGGAAGAAUAAGUCCAUCUUCAACAGAACUGAAUCAAUUUGAGAACCAAAGCUCAUCAGUUGAUAAAAAACCAAGUUCAGUAAACAUUGCAGCACAACGACUGAAACGUGUCUUCCACUGGCCCAAACUGAAAGAGAGAAAGAAAUCAGUAGACGAAGGCUCAGUGGAAACAUACAAGAAAUGUAACACAUCAGAUGAAACUCCAACUCCGCUGCGACAGAGAUUUUCGAAGCCUUUAUCAGCUCCUAACCACAAAAGGACACUAUCAGUGAGGAGCAACCAAUCGAGCCCGACUGCCAAGAAGAAGUUUGCUUCAGGAAUAUUGCAUGGAGUUGUACAGGCCAUGCCACAAGUAACUGUUCCAGGUCGCUCCCGUUCAAGUUCCUUUUCAAAAUCAUCCAUAUCUUCUCCCAAUUCAAUGGAUAAACAAAAGGGUGUUUUCAUUGACAAUGAAGUUGCUGGACCAUCUUGCUCCAAUCAACUAUUUGAUGAUGAAACACCAAAUACAAUUCGGAAACAAGACUCCAAGAGGUUGAAGAGCCAGUACUUCUGCUUCGGUGGAUCAGGCCUGAAUGUGAAAACGCCAGUGAGCAGGCCACGACAGAACCAGAACAUCAGUCCUUCCAUUGUCUCAGUGGCUUGAGAGGCAGCUGCGUCGAUCAUAUGAACAAUAAACUUACUAACAUAGAAAAGGCUAAGCAAGUUCUUGCAUAAUAUGUGAAAGUUUAUGUACUUGUUAGUUCAUUGUCUGUCCAAAUUAAGUUUCAUGUUGUACUUGAAACAAGUUAGAAAUGUAAUAUGUUUCGUAGUUAGAA
Messenger RNA from Pistacia vera, 2563 nucleotides. RefSeq lists its product as uncharacterized. The transcript is spliced from 3 exons. Gene Ontology annotation, molecular function: protein binding. The record is from RefSeq and is a predicted model, not a curated record. Lineage: Eukaryota; Viridiplantae; Streptophyta; Magnoliopsida; Sapindales; Anacardiaceae. Bases 388 to 2391 code for a protein of 667 amino acids.